AGCGGGCUGGGGAGAAAAGUCAUCCGCUUUGCACAAAGAAUGACGGGAAUGACACAAUGGGCGCGGCCAUCUUAGAAGUUAGGUGUCCGUACAAGUGAAAACGCUGUCGCCGCUGAGGAAAAAGAGCAAUCGCACCCUGAGUCGUAUACCGCGAAAACGCUUCUAACUACCUGGGCAAGAGGAAGAUUUUUGAGGACAAAAAGGGUGUGGAGAAGCAACUGAGGUACGAGGAUAUUGUUCACCCCGUCAACGGAAAGUGAAAAAACAGCGACCAGCGGGAACCUUAUUUACGUUUGAGGGGCAUGGUCACCGCCCAGUGCAGGUCCUGGCUUCCUGGGAUAAAAUAUUUCCUAUAAGGGAAGGAAGUGAAGGUAUUAAGAUCAAUACAUCAUCUUUGACCAGUGACCAGCUUCAGAGAAAAGCCAGAGUCAACAAUAGAACAAAUAUUCCCGUUGCUGGCUGUAUCUAAGGGCACCAGAAAAUGCCCAAGUCCCAAAGCUCACUGUCAUUCAAGGAUGUAGCUGUGGGUUUCACCUGGGAAGAAUGGCAGCUACUGGACCCUGUUCAGAAGAAUGUGUACCAAGAUGUGAUGUUGGAAAAUUAUAGCAACCUGGUAUCACUGGGUAUCAGGUUGCCAAAGCAGAUGCAUUAUUCUGGUUGGAGCAAGGAAAACCAUGGAUGCUAGAGGAAGAAAUCCAGAGUCAGUUUUGUCCAGAUCUACCAAGAUGGCCGCGCCCAGAGAGCCGUGGCACACGGUGCGGACAUGUUACGUCCCCGAAGAGAAGCCUAAAUCCGAGCGUACUAGCGCUGCAGCAUUGACUCGCGUCCUCGUCGGCCGCCGUAGGCCGGUGCCAAUGCUGGGAUUUAAGGGCCAGAAAAAGAAGCAAUCGCGGAAUUUAGAUGUAGGCAGGAGAAAAUCAGAUCCUGGCUCCCCAGAAGCAAGAGACUUCAAGCGAAGGAAGGAGGAGGUUCCUGGAUGUGGAUGUCAUCAUUUCUGGGAACACUUUUAAAUGGAAACUCAGAUUUCACAGCCAAAAUUUAGGGAGGAUCCAGAAGAAACCAAAGAUGAAGGAUCCCAGUUCUUGGAUAUUUCCUGAAACAGAAGAAAAUGACAGAGGCCCAGGUGACUUUUGGUUUGUUUUAUUCUUAACGCGGUUCCCUGAUGGAUUUGUGGAAGUCUGAAGAAAUCAGUUCCUUUACAUUAAAAGUAUAAAUUGGAAAAAAUGAGCUCUGGGGAGAAACAGACUUAGACUGUACCUUUUAACCAGGACACAGUGGGAUCAUGAAUACAUUGUUCACAUAGCUCACACGUGACCAGUGUUGGCCUAUGAUGUGUGACUCUGCCGGACCCUGUUGGUUACAUUAAGUGUCAACUUGUAUCCAAAAUCUUUGGCCACCAUCACACCCAGAAAAUCAUGGAAUCACUGACCCUGAGGGAUGUGGCUGUGGACUUCACCUGGGAGGAGUGGCAGCUCCUGGGCCCUGCUCAGAAGCAUCUGUACCAGGAUGUGAUGUUGGAGAACUACAGCAACCUUGUGUCAGUGGGGUUUCAAGCUAGCAAACCUGAUGCCCUCACCAAGUUGGAACAAGGAGAACCGCUAUGGGCAUUAGAAGAUGAAAUCCACAGUCCAACUCAUCCAGAAAUUGAGAAAGCUGAUGAUCAUCUGCAGCAGCACUUGCAAAACCAAAGAAUACUGAAGAGGAUGGGGCAACACUAUGAGCGUGGAAGAACUUUGACAUCGUGUUUAGGUUUAACCAACCAGAGCAGAAGAUACAACAGAAAGGAGCCUGCUGAGUUUAAUGGAGAUGGAGCUUUUCUCCAUGAUAAUCGUGAACAAAUGCCUAUGGAAAUGGAAUUCCAUGAAAGUAGAAAACCCAUCAGCGCUAAGUCACGAUUCCUUAAACAUCAGCAAACAUGCAAGAUACAGACAGCCCAUGAAUGCACUGACUGUGGGAAAGCUUUCCUCAAGAAGUCUCAGCUCACUGAGCAUAAAAGAAUUCAUACAGGAAAGAAACCCCAUGGGUGUAGCUUGUGUGGGAAAACCUUCUACAAGAAGUACAGGCUCACUGAACACGAGAGAGCUCACAAAGGAGAGAAACCGCAUGGGUGUAGUGAAUGUGGGAAAGCCUUCCCCAGGAAAUCUCAGCUUACUGAACAUCAAAGGAUUCACACGGGAAAUAAGCCCCAUCAAUGCAGCGAAUGUGGGAAAGCUUUCUCCAGAAAAUCACUACUCAUUGUACAUCAGCGAACUCAUACAGGAGAGAAGCCUUACACAUGCAGUGAAUGUGGAAAAGGCUUCAUUCAGAAAGGCAAUCUCAUUAUACAUCAACGAACUCACACUGGAGAGAAACCUUAUGGAUGCAUUGACUGUGGUAAGGCCUUCAGCCAGAAGUCUUGCCUUGUAGCACGUCAGAGAUACCAUACAGGAAAGACUCCCUUUGUAUGUCCUGAAUGUGGGCAACCCUGUUCACAGAAGUCAGGACUCAUUAGACAUCAGAGAAUUCACUCAGGAGAGAAACCCUAUAAAUGCAGUGACUGUGGGAAAGCCUUCAUUACAAAGACAAUGCUCAUUGUACAUCACAGAACUCACACGGGAGAGAGACCCUAUGGCUGUGAUAAGUGUGAGAAAGCUUACUUCUAUAUGUCUUGCCUUAUUAAACAUAAGAGAAUACACACAAGGGAGAAACAAGGGGAUUCAGUGAAGGUGGACCGUCCUUCCACAGCAAGUCACAGCUUAAGUCCUAGUGAACACACGCCGGGGAAAAGCCCUGUUAAUAUGGUGACUCUGCAGAUACCUUCUGUGACCCCACAGAUGCCAUUUAACACCAGCGGGCUCCUAGCAGAUAGGAACGUAGUCCUUGUGGGACAGCCACUUGCCAGAUGUGCACUCUCGGGAGAUAAUAGAAGCUUUGCACAGGACAGAAGCCUUACAAAUGCAGUGAACGUGGUCGUGCCUUCAGUCAUCAAUUACAUCUUCUUUUAUGUUACAAACACAUAAUUGAAAACUGUAUAUUAAAUGCGAAAAAGCCUUGACCAAAAGUAUCUAGUUGAUUAUCUGGUUAAGUCCUCCAUAAGAUUUCAAGCUUGUUUCAAUACAAAGCUUGAAAUCCUGUGAAUGCAGAAAGUAGGAAAGCCUCUUUUGGAAGAGGGACCCUAUCAUUGGUGAUCACCAUGGCAACAGUGAGCUCAUAGUGGGUAGAAAUACAGUGAUGGUGGGAGAGCCUUUGUCCUUAAGAGGUGUCAGUACACACUGGAGAAAAACUCCUGGAAGGUAGUGAAUGUGACAACAUUUUCAGUGGUACAUUCUGCCACAUCCUUUAGCAGGUGAAAUCAUAUAGAAAUAAAACACUGUGAACCCACUACUGUGAAGUGCCUUUAUCAAAAUAUUAAAGUACUCUUGAAACAAAGAAGCCCCGCAGAAAUGAGGAUUGUUUGAGAGCUUUCUGUUCCAUUCCUGACUUCAUCAUAUGUCAGAUAGUAUAACUGAUGUCUCUUUUUGGCCAGACUAUCUUGAACUAUUACUAUUUACUGUGUUAAUUAUUCCAAAAGUUAAAGGAGAUAGUGUCUGCCCCACAUCACUGGUUAAGGUUAUCACAUAGAGGGAGGAAAAAAGGAAAAAUUAAUCGGGCAGACAGCUAAAGCUGGCCUUCGGCAAAAUUAUUUUAAACAGAAAGUCUGAAAAAUCAAGCACAGGCACGAACAGAGCAGAGUGGGGAAAACUCAGGCAGGAGCUACUCUGAUAAGAAAGUAAGGCCCAGUAUAGAAGCCUUUUGUUCUUUGUGUGAUUAGUGGGCUCCCAGGAAGAAGUUUCCUCCCCUUUUCAGGCAUGUACAUAGUGAACUCCAUGGGAGCUUGCAGGGGGAGUGAGGAGUCUUACUUAAAACAGACCCACAGUUACACAAACAGGAGAAGCUAUGCUUUGUGCUUGCCUAAAGACAGCUACACAGAUAAGGGGAGUUGCACAGACAGCUUCACAGAUAAGUUACACAAAUAGCUACAGAGAUGAGUUUCAUAGAAAAGCUUUUGAAUUCAGUUGUAAAAAUGGCAACCCAUUCAGGCUCCCUUUCUGCUGUGGAGAGCUUUCUUUUUUCACUUAUUAAACUUUGACUCCAACCUCUCCCUUUGCGUCCAUACUCCUUAAUUUUCUUGGUUGUGAGACAAAGAACUCUGAUACCUCACAACCAGGGACUGCUACAUUGUGAUGCACUGGUGAGACUGUAACAACAUUAUAUUCACUUCUCCCAUUUGUGGGUUCCUUUUUUUAAUUGUCUAUCUUCAGUGCCCAACCAAGAUCAUAUGACGAUUAGCUGUUAAAUUUCUGACCCUAAAGUUAAUUCAAUAUUAUUUCAGAAAAUGAGUCCUUCAAAAAGAAAGGGUAAGGGACAGGACCAAGGAAUACCACAGUGCUAGGUUCCCUCCAGUGGGGCCAGAGACAGCUGAUCUUUCCAGUUAGGUGUGCAACAUAUCAGACGUCAAGUUUAUAUAGGAUGUGACCUCCCUUCCUGGACUAGGCAACUGAAGCUGAAAGGUUUGGGUCAAUCAACAGGGACUGGUAUAAACAGACUGGGUUCCUACCCCAACUCAGCCCAACCCCUAUCCAAUAGGUAGGGAACAUCUGAGGCCCCAGGAGAGUUAGGGGGAGGGCACUAAUCUAUCAAUAUGCUUUUUUCACAAUGAGAAGGCAGCAGAGACCUGGAAACAUAAAGCUUUCCUUAGGCUCUCCCAAGCUCUGGCCACCAAGAGUAACCUGAUGAAGCCCUGCUGGAUCUGCCAUCCUGGCCCACCUGUCACCACCUAGAGUGACCCUCUCAUCCUACCAGUGAUAAACUACACCAGUAUACCUAACAUGACAGCGUAUACCAGCAGAACUCAAGUGGCUUACUGGCUUACCGAACAUGGGAAGGAAGCAGAGGUGCCCUGUUUUAACUUAACCAACUGUGACAAAAUGCCACAGCCACAACUAACAAAACCUUGGUGGCCUGGCACUUUGAUGCACCACACUUUUGAUUACAUGAAGAGCGUCCCACUGGUGAUGAUGAAAAGACUGGAGUGUUGUUAGCCAUUUGUGCAGGGGCUUCAUGAACAACAUUGUGUGGGAGAAACUAAGUUCCUGUAACAGGUUUGAGACUUGGAUGGCAAACACCAAUGCCUCCACACCCACGAAUGGGCCACUGAACAAGAAAAUGGAGAAGGGGUGUUGUGUGCACCUGAGAGCUACACCUACAUUUUUCUCUGUGGGUGGUCUGGGGUUUAUACAAAUAUAGGACAGGCAAUGUCAUGCCUGAUCCAAAUUGUUGUUUUCAGAAUCCUGGGAGUAUGAACUUGUAAACUCCUAGAUAACUGACCAGCUGCAACCUUCCUUGUGGAAUGGAACAGACCCAACAUUCAUCCUGGCAUCUAUCCUCAUUGCCUCCCACUGCAGAAGUACUCUCAGUUAAGUAUCCUCGUGCCUUAUGAAAAGAGAUCUUUAAAGGAGAAUCAACUGUGUCCUGGUAUCUCAUGUUCCACAGAGAGCUGAAGAGGCUAAACAUGAUUAGGGGAAGACAAGGAGGUUCUGGAAGAGCUGAAUCUAGUUGCAAACUGGAAUACUGCAGGUCUUUGUCCAAUCUGGAUGAUAUUUUCCGAGGCUGAUAGAUACAAUAAUUGAACUGUGGUCAGUGGUAAUGUCAAUAGGUGCUGGUACAAAACUGAUGCUAGCUUAAGGCUGAGGUCAAGUCUAUUACUGGAAAAGUGAUAUUUGAGGAAGGGCUUCAGAUCUUACCACUUAGGCCUGUCAGUAGGUAAACUGUCUUAAUUAGGGCAAGUUAAAAAAAAAAAUCAGUGUAUUGUGGAGAAAAGAAAGAGAGAUCAGACUUACUGUGUCUAUGUAGAAAGAAGUAGACAUAAGGAACUCCAUUUUGUUCUGUACUAAGAAAUUCUUCUGCCUUGAGAUGCUGUUAAUCUGUAACCCUAGCCCCAACGCUGUGCUCGCAGAAACAUGUGCUGUGUUUACUCAAGUUUUAAUGGAUUUAGGGCUGUGCAGGAUGUGCUUUGUUAAACAAGUGCUUGAAGGCAGUAUGCUUGGUAAAAGUCAU
Messenger RNA from Rhinopithecus roxellana (golden snub-nosed monkey), 6075 nucleotides. It is a transcript of the gene ZNF649, whose product is annotated as zinc finger protein 649. The coding region runs from base 1416 to 2999 and encodes 527 amino acids. The transcript has 9 exons. Gene Ontology annotation, biological process: regulation of transcription by RNA polymerase II. The record is from RefSeq and is a predicted model, not a curated record. NCBI's taxonomy places the organism in Eukaryota, Metazoa, Chordata, Mammalia, Primates, Cercopithecidae. Gene Ontology annotation, molecular function: RNA polymerase II cis-regulatory region sequence-specific DNA binding; DNA-binding transcription factor activity, RNA polymerase II-specific.